Leptopilina heterotoma is the source of this 1576-nucleotide messenger RNA. Its product is annotated as tigger transposable element-derived protein 6-like. Gene Ontology annotation, molecular function: nucleic acid binding. The record is from RefSeq and is a predicted model, not a curated record. The transcript is spliced from 2 exons. Lineage: Eukaryota; Metazoa; Arthropoda; Insecta; Hymenoptera; Figitidae. Bases 620 to 1357 code for a protein of 245 amino acids.
GCGAAAAAGGAAAAUGAGUCCAAACCAACGUUGUUUACAUAGAAUGGAUAAAAGAAAUCCGCGACAAAAAUAUUCCCAUGGAUGGCCCGUUAUUAAAAGAAAAAGCCAGAGAUUUUGCGACAAAAAUAGGAAUACAAGACUUCUCAGCUAGUAACGGCUGGUUUGAGGGUUUUAAAAGACGGCAUGAUAUAGUUUUUAAGACAUUAUCUGGAGAAAGCAAAUCUGUGGAUGUACGUGUAUGCAAUCAGUGGACUAAAGAUCUACCGAAUCUUUUAACAGAAUAUGACCCAGAGGACAUUUAUAAUGCAGACGAGACUGGUUUGUUUUUUAAGUGUUUACCAAACAAAACAUUUGCCUUUCAAGGAGAAAAGUGCCACGGAGGAAAACAAAGUAAGGAACGUAUUACUAUUCUUCAAUGUGCAAAUAUGACUGGUACAAAUAAAUUGCCUUUACUCGUCAUUGGAAAAUCAAAACGACCUCGAUGUUUUAAAGGUGUAAAAACCCUACCUGUAGAUUAUGAAAGCAACUCAAAAGCUUGGAUGACAAGAGGAAUAUUUAAAGGGUGGCUACAGAAAAUUGAUAAAAAUAUGAAGACCAAAAAAAAAAAAUUGUUAUUUUUAUGGACAAUUGCACUGCACAUACAGAUUUACCAACUCUCGCAAAUGUGAAUGUUAUUUUUUUACCUGCCAAUACUACCAGCCACUUGCAACCAUUAGAUCAAGGAGUAAUUCAUGCUUUUAAGAGACAUUAUCGCAAAGAAGUGGUGAAGCAUGUUUUGACAUGUUUAGAAAAAAAUAUGAAGCCUGAAAUAAACGUACUUCUGGCUAUAAAGUUCGCUAGCAAAGCAUGGUACUCAAUAAGCGACGUCACCAUCAAGAAUUGCUUUAAAAAAGCUGGAUUUUGCACUGACGUGGGAAACCAGACAGAAGAAGAUGAUGUUGAAGUCCCUAGUAUCGAGGAUUGGAAUACACUCUUGCCUUGUGAACAUAACAUUGAAAAUCCAACUUUCGAAGAUUUUGUUAGAGUAGAUGACAAUGUGACAGUUACAGGAGAACUCACGGAUAACGACAUAAUAGCCAAUUUAACCACGGCCAAAAAUGAUGAUGAUGACGAUGAUGAUGAUGAUGAUAAUGAAGAUGAUAAUGAAGAAAACAAAAAUUUGACUAAAAGAGAAGAACUUUUUCCAAAUAAACAAGAAACUUUAAAAGCUUUAGAGACUGUUCAUCGUUUCUUGGAAUUUUCUAAAAAUGUUGAUAAGUCUGUUUUCAAUAAAAUUUAUGCUCUAGAGAAAGAAGUUGACAAUAUUAGAAUAAAAAAACAAACGAAAAUGACUGACUUUUUUAAGCAUUUUAAAUAAAUGAUAAUGAUAAUGUGAACUAAAAGAAAAUAACUAAUAAAUUAUAUAAUUAUGUACAAUAAAAUAUUAAUUUGAAUAACAUUUUUUCAUAAACCUCUGUAAGUGAGAAAAAUUUGCUUUUAGACCUCUGUAAGUGAAAACUGGGUAAGUGAGAAACCUCUAUAAGCGAGAGAAAGUUGUCGGUCCCUUGAACUCUCGCUUAUCCAGGUUUGACUGUAU